CCCCCAAAAUAAUGGCUUAUUGGCUACGUGAGGUUUAUUUAAUCGAAUAUAAGUUUCGUAAUGCUUAAGUUGUUACGAGUGUACUGGUAUAAGUAGGACACGUAACAUCCCGGCAACUGUGAGAAAAACAAUUUAUAUCGGAGAUGUCUCGAAAUUGCUAUGCAUAUUCAUGUCACGAGGUUAGUAGCGUCGCAUCUCAAUUGAAUACAGGCAGUUGACGUCAACAACCCUCGUCAAAUAUUAAAGCGUGAUUACAAUAAUGAGCUGUAUCCACCAAUCCAAAGAAAGGAUAGGCGGGAACUAGAUAGCCCGCCGUGCCGCUUUGUGGACAACGGCUCCUAUUGUUAGGGCGUAGAGAGAUGUAUCUUGUCAGUAUAUCCAUAAUCUUUGGUCUCCCAAAAGCCAAUCAACAAUCGUUAGCAAACAAGCAAGUAAAAAAAGUUGAUACAGGACUGUAGAUUGCAACAGGUUUAUGGCAUAACGAUGAAAGAGGACAAGGAAAACACUCGUCCGAUUGAGAAAAUUAUGGAGAUAAAAUGCGAAGAUACUGAAAAAACGGAGAAGCCAAAGCCGGAGAAGAAAGAAGCAAUGACGAAGAUCAUUAUCCGACGUCUGCCUCCUAGCAUAACCAAGGAGGAACUGGAGGAUCAAUUGCAGCCACUUCCAGAAGUGGACUACCUCGAAUUUUUCUCCAAUGACAGCAGCAUGUACCCCCACGUCUUCGCCAGAGCAUACAUCAACUUCAAGAAUCAGGAAGAUAUUGUCCUUUUCAGAGACCGGUUUGAUGGAUAUGUGUUCAUUGAUAAUAGAGGGCAGGAAUAUCCAGCCAUUGUUGAAUUUGCUCCUUUUCAAAAGAUUGCCAAAAAAAGGAGUAAGAAAAAGGAUGCCAAAAGUGGAACAAUCGAUGAAGAUGCUGACUACAAGAAAUUCCUGGAGAUUUAUAAUGGUGAUGAUGAAAAGUUUACAUCCACUCCUGAGACUCUACUGGAAGAAAUAGAGGCUAAAACAAAGGAACUAGUGGCUAAGAAAACGACUCCCCUCUUGGACUUCUUGAAGAACAAACAGAGAAUCCGUGAGGAAAAGAAAGAGGAGAGGAGGAGACGAGAGCUAGAACGGAAGCGCCAGCGGGACGAGGAACGUCGAAAGUGGAGGGAGGAGGACAGGCGGAAGCGCAAAGAAGCCGAGAAGUUUAAGAAAGGAGACAAAACUGCAGAGAAAGAUAAAGACCAGGCAAAGGAGGAGCCAAAAAUCAAGCUCCUGAGAAAACCAGAUCGGGGAGAGGACGUGGAUGUGGAAAAGCCUAAAGAGAAGUCAAAGAAACCUGAAAAGGACAAAAUGAAAGACGACAGAGCCCCAGGGGGUUCUGAUAUGAAGAAGCGCCAAAACCAUGAAACCAGGGAGGAGAGGGGAUCACGGAAAGCUGAUGAAGAUGGACACAAAGAGGGACAUAGAGAUGGACACAAAGACUUCAGAGAGCGAGACGUAGAAAGAUACAGGGACCGCGAACGAGACAGGGAGAGGGAACGGCGGCAGAAAGAGAAGGAACGCAUCAGACGACAGGAUGAGGAUCGACGAAGGAGGAGGGAACGGCACGACGGAGAGAACUCGUACAGAAAGCGAGAGGACGAAGGGAAAAAGGAAAAAGGAGAUCGUGUCUGGGAAAAGAGAAAGGGCGAGAAUGCAGGAGACUCUGUAAGCCAUACUUCAAGCCAUACCGAUAAGCCUAAAAAGUCAGAAGAAACCCUGAGGGAGGAGAAAGCUAAAAGAGAUCGUUUAAGAAACAAGGAUCGGCCUGCCAUUCAGCUUUACCAGCCAGGUGCUAGGAACCGAGGAGCUCGAGGUGGUGGAGGAGGAGAAUCUCAUGCUGGGGAGAGAAAGUCAGAGAGUGAGAGCAAGAGAUCCCAAGAGAAGGGAGAUGAAUGAUAAAAAAUGACCACAAAUAAAGAAUGAUAAAAUGAGUGAGGAGAGGGAGAGAGAUUUGCUCUGAGCCAAGCAAACUGGUGCCAGAGAGGCGCAUGCAGUGAUAAUCCUGCAAAGCCACAUCCCGUCCUCCCACUCACAACCAGAGGCAGGGAUGUGACCAUGGUGCCCCCCUCAGUGCCUGAAUGUGCCCCUCUUAGUUUGGUUUCUGAAGAAAAUCAAGGGAAAGUUAUCACUUCCUUUUAAUGUUUGUGAGAGUUUGAUUAUAGGGUACAAUGAGACAAAGCCAAAGCUUUCUAGGACCACAUGAAUUUUAAGUGACCUUACUACAGUAUUGGUACACAGUCUGUGCUACACAGUUGCAAAGCACGGUUCUUAUAUUGAAUAGGCUUUCACCCUGAUUGGUUGUGUAUUCUCUUUUUAUCACAUAUAAUACAACAUUCUCUACUUUCGGAACAGUAUAGGAGAUUACUGAUUUAAAGAUAUCCUGUUGCAUCUAUUAAAAUCUAUUUUGUUAACGUUUAGGCAUAUUUUAGGUUUAUACUCUGUACAUUUAAGGAGCGACUGCCUUUAAAAAGCAACAAAUCCCUUUGAAGAUGGCCUAUGUGGCAUUGAUAUGAGUCAAACAGUUAUUCGAGUGUCAAAAUGGACAAAGUGUAAAUUGGAUACAUUUGGUCAAAAAGUCAGUCUCGUCUAUAACGGCGUUUGGAACAUCCGUGCGUCACAACGGGUAAAUUAAGGUUUGGGUUUUGAUUUGACGAUGACCAUUUGCCCACUAACAUGGGGUGAACAGCUGCAGCGAUUGCGCUUCAUCCAAUAGCAUAGACAGUGAGACAGACCUGCCCAGCAGCGCCGACUUUGUUUACGUAAGACAACACCUUGUGGAUUUUGUUCGUUUUUUUAACUUGAGAAAUACUGCACCAAACACCUUGGAUGUAAAAUCGUGCAACUAAAACAUCCUCGGCAAAAACUCUUAAAAUCUGUUAUUAAUUUAAGUUAUGUUAGAUUCAUUCUGGGGAUAUUGAGGAAGUGAAAUAGGCAUCCGCGUCUACAGUGUCAUGGGGACAAACAACCAAACACGUAUACAAGACUGAUAUCUAGUUUUUCAAAUAAGCAACAGAAAUAGUCUGUACAGGUAACAAAACAAUAAUACAAUAUUAAGUUAUUUCACCGAUUCGGGAGAAUGAAAUAGCCAUUUCAUUGUACAUAUUAAACUGGGCUAUGCCUUGAUUUGAGACUACAUGGAACCCCCAAUGGGUGACUAUUAACCUUAACCUGUGGCCUUCCCCCUCAUACAUAUAUGCAUCUUCAUACGUAAACAAUGCUACUGUAUGGUUAACAAAAUUCUAAUUGGAAUAAACAUUUUCUGUUUUUUUCAUAAUUGAUGUAGCCUUGCUAAACACAGUGACAAAUGACCGCAAUAAAUAAUGUUUUGUUCUAAA
Molecule: messenger RNA, 3362 nt
Organism: Salvelinus sp. IW2-2015
Lineage: Eukaryota; Metazoa; Chordata; Actinopteri; Salmoniformes; Salmonidae
Gene: upf3b
Product: UPF3B regulator of nonsense mediated mRNA decay
Biological process (GO): positive regulation of translation; nuclear-transcribed mRNA catabolic process, nonsense-mediated decay
Cellular component (GO): cytoplasm; nucleolus
Molecular function (GO): mRNA binding
Source: RefSeq, a predicted model, not a curated record